This is a messenger RNA of Gadus macrocephalus (Pacific cod), 3022 nucleotides long. RefSeq names its product beta-1,3-N-acetylglucosaminyltransferase lunatic fringe-like. Bases 182 to 1303 code for a protein of 373 amino acids. Gene Ontology annotation, molecular function: O-fucosylpeptide 3-beta-N-acetylglucosaminyltransferase activity. Gene Ontology annotation, biological process: regulation of Notch signaling pathway; pattern specification process. Lineage: Eukaryota; Metazoa; Chordata; Actinopteri; Gadiformes; Gadidae. The transcript has 8 exons. Gene Ontology annotation, cellular component: Golgi membrane. The record is from RefSeq and is a predicted model, not a curated record.
UUAAAUGCAACGCGUGUGUGAGCUGUGGUGUGGACGUAUUUGACAUAAUGAUGCGAGGAGGGAGCAAAGAGACACCACAUGGACAGUUUUGAGAUGUUUCAGUUGCGAGAGCAACACAAUAAUAAGUAUUAGUUCUUGUAUCUGAACAGGAAUCCAAAUUAGGAUCCUACUCCCAACGAAUAUGAUGAAAAACGCCGGGAGACCCAAACACAACAGCAUCUCAUCUGGGGUCUUCACGGGAACCUGUUUGCUGUUCGUGCUUCUACUGCUGGUGGUCGCACACCCCAACAACAAUGUGUUGCUGGACGUGCCUCUCACGGGUCUGUACCUCGGAGACGGGCAGACCUCGGCGGCUAGAAACGACGUAGAACCGGACCGAUCGCAAGGCAAAGUUUUCUCCGCCUAUUUCAGUAAGUUGGCGCGGGAGAGGAGAGCGAUCGAAGCUCCCAGACGGACCAGAGCGUCCCCGUCCCGGGCGGUGGAGAACCUGUCUCCAGCCGACCUGUUUAUUGCCGUGAAGACCACCCGCCAGUACCACGGACUACGGCUGGACCUGCUGUUGGAAACAUGGAUGUCCCGAAGUUUACAACAGACGUACGUGUUCACUGAUGGAGACGAUGACAAACUGAAGAAGAGACUGGGAGGUCACCUGAUCAACACCAACUGCUCCGCCAGCCACAGUCGGCAGGCACUGUCCUGUAAGAUGGCCCAGGAAUACAGCGCCUUUAUCCAUUCGGGGAAGAAGUGGUUCUGUCAUGUGGAUGACGAUAACUACCUGAACGUGGGCUCCCUGGUGAAGCUGCUGUCCCAGUACAGACACACCCAGGACGUGUACCUGGGCCGGCCCAGCCUGGAGAGACCCAUUCAGGCCACAGAGAGGCUGGGCUCCACACACCAGAGCCAGAAGGAGGUGCGCUUCUGGUUCGCCACUGGGGGAGCAGGGUUCUGCCUGAGCCGGGGACUGGCGCUCAAGAUGAGCCCUUGGGCCAGCGAGGGCACCUUCAUGGUCACCGCCGAGCAGAUCCGUCUCCCCGACGACUGCACCGUGGGUUACAUCGCCGAGGCCCUGCUGGGCAUCGGCCUCACGCGCUCCCCCCUGUUCCACUCCCACCUGGAGAACCUGGGGCUGGUGUCGGAGAUCCACCGCCAGGUUACGCUCAGCUACGGCACAGUGGAAGGCAGCAGGAACACUGUGAAUGUGAGGGGACCUUUCAGCACGAGUGAAGACCCUACCAGGUUCAAGUCUGUCCAUUGUCAGCUAUAUCCAGACACUCCAUGGUGCCCCAGCCCACAGACACUCUAACCCAUGGAGGGACCAAGGAGUGGAUGGCUUAGCAGUGAAGAAACUGAGAGAGGGGGACGAACUGAGAAAAGCUCCACUUUGUUCCACUCGGCUGGAGAAAAAACAAACAAACAAAUUGUUGGAGCGGUUUGAGUCUGGGUUUUCCCUGCUCCGUCCGAUCUUCACACAAGCACACAUCGCUCUUUUUCAAAGCUUUGCUCAUGUUGGACCAUCUCUCCCAUUAGAGAGAGGGUGGGAACCGUUUUUCAAAAACAUCUACAAAACACUCUACGUCAAGGAUUUGGUUGUGGUUUCGAGAAACAAGUCCCAAGGAUGGGGCAUCUUUCUGGCCAGGCAACUAGGCCAGGAAACGUUAUUACUCACUCUAUUGAUCACUCAAUAGAGUGAUCAAUAUAAUAGUCACUUUAUUGAUGAUGGCUUGUUAUUUCAUUGCAUGCAAGGCAUUUAUCUUUAAAGACAAAUUUAAAUCCUACACGUGGAUUUACCGCAAUGACGACAAAGAAGGAAGACACAAGAGAUGACGGGCAGACACUGAAGAGAGAGAGAGAGGUAGAGGGAGAGAGUGAGGGAACUUUCUACAUACGCCAUCAGUCUCUCUCAGCCUUUCAUUCCAGUAGACAGCACUACUCAAGCCUGUCACCGGUUCCCACGCAUCUCAUUGGUCACAUCAGCCUUCUGAAUAUCUGCAGUUUGCCUUGCAGUGCUUCUAUACAUUCCCAUGGCCUCUGUUCAACGCCCAAGUGGUGAAACCUGUUGCUGGUGAAUGUUUGUGUAGUGUUAAUAUGUGCCAUGUGGCCUGGCUGAUGCCACACUGCUUCCAAAGCCCUGCCACCAUGGAAACUGUAGUGUGUCAGACUGCAGUUCUUGCUGCAGUCUGAGUGAAGUGAAGUGAAACCAAAUAACAACAUCCAAAGCCCUACUACCUGGCAUUAUUCUGGAUGAGUAAGCAGGCAAACAAGAACACUUGGAUUUGGAGAUGACGUUUAUAUCUGUAAUGCUAGGAUACAUUUUUCUUUCUGUUGAAAAAUGAAUUGAGUCUCUUUCUAUUCCUCAAGCCUCAACUCAAGAUUUUAACCAAUCAUAAUUUAUAAUACAAUGAUUGAAAAUGAGGUGUCCUCAGCACGGAAGAGUGCAGACAGAGACUAGCGGAACAGAACUGGGGAAGUGAUGGAGCAGACGGAGGCUAGACGAUUAUGCUCACAUUAGAGGAAUGGAAGUGUGUGUGAAUGCAUACGGAGACUGAGAAAGAUCCUCUUAAUGAAUACCGACUAAGCUUUAUUAGUAUAUUAACUGUGCACUUUUAACCGUGCACUUUUAGUUCAGCAGUUAACAGUUCACUAAAUGAAACGACAUGUUGUAGAGAGAAGGUUCUAUUUUCUUUUUAAUGAGUUUCUUUCAUUUAUUCGUUGAAAUUCUGAAAUUAGUGGUCACAAACGUAAUGGGAUUUUUAAAAGGUCAUAGGAAACGACUACUUUUAUGGUGCAAUAACCGAGAGGCAUCCACAGGACUUUUAUGGAGAAAUGACUCAUGUUGGGUCGUAUUGGUAUUAUCAUACAAAUGGAGAGUGGCUUAACAGCUUUAUUUGUUAGCACGUUAUGAAGUCAAACGUCUUCACCAACAGGUAGAAUAUCAUUGUUCCCUGUUUGUGAAAUACCUGAACUAUCACCAGAAUAUCUGGAAAAUCAUCCAUGAAGUAAUAAAAUAUUUUUUACCAAAUGA